Messenger RNA from Knipowitschia caucasica, 342 nucleotides. NCBI's taxonomy places the organism in Eukaryota, Metazoa, Chordata, Actinopteri, Gobiiformes, Gobiidae. The record is from the annotation of a GenBank genome assembly.
AUGGAACAAGGAAGAGUUAUUUUGCAACUGCGUGAGGUGGAGCAAAGAGUCUCCAUGCCCCAAGGAACAGACUUGAAGACCAAAGACCUCAAAGCCAUAGCUAAGGAGACGACUAGAAGUCUCCGGGAAGAGCUGGGACCCUUCACCUCACCCCUGCUCUGGAGCGAGUAUUUCCUCAAUGCAGCGGUGAGACAUCUGAAUUUCCAGCUGGAAGACUUCAUUGACGAGGACAGAGGCCGAGGACCAAGACGUUUCUUCUCUCGAGUGUUUAAGAUGUUCAGGAUCAGGAAGAACAGAGUGUCACCUGGUCCUCUGAGAGCAUACAUCAGAUCAGCAUCCUAA